AUGGCGUCGGGAUAUGGAAUGCAUGGGGGCGUUGGACGCUGCUUUCCCUUCUGGCAAGAAGUCAUGGCAUGUUACGUCGUCAACACCACUGCUGAGGACGAUCACGGGAAGAAGAAAUGUUCGCCCGGGCUGGAGGACUACUACGAGUGUUUGCAUCACAAGAAAGAGCAUGCUAGAGCUGUAGCAAUGAAGGCGGCGUAUGCCAGAUCAGAAGCCGCGACACCUCGAGACGAUGCCCCAAGCGCCAAACAAAUACGGAAUUUGGGACUGCUGGGUAAGGAGGAAGACACAAAAAAGGUGCUUCAUCAAGCAUAA
Molecule: messenger RNA, 315 nt
Organism: Metarhizium brunneum ARSEF 3297
Lineage: Eukaryota; Fungi; Ascomycota; Sordariomycetes; Hypocreales; Clavicipitaceae
Biological process (GO): mitochondrial respiratory chain complex I assembly
Source: RefSeq, a predicted model, not a curated record